This is a messenger RNA of Hypanus sabinus (Atlantic stingray), 3506 nucleotides long. It is a transcript of the gene lrig1, whose product is annotated as leucine-rich repeats and immunoglobulin-like domains 1. Gene Ontology annotation, molecular function: protein binding. The transcript has 19 exons. The record is from RefSeq and is a predicted model, not a curated record. NCBI's taxonomy places the organism in Eukaryota, Metazoa, Chordata, Chondrichthyes, Myliobatiformes, Dasyatidae. The coding region runs from base 270 to 3506 and encodes 1078 amino acids.
CGAAUACCUCCAACGUGGGUCCGCGGCUGGAAAGCACGAGCCGUUUAAUAUUAACGAGGCAGCUUUCCGCUGCGAUCGCCUCCCGUGGGCCUCCUGAGAUCUGUUUUCUCCGGGUUGUUUGAAGCCGGGGCUGGGAGCUCGCUGCUGCGAUCAGUCCACCGAUCGCCAGACGGCCGAACGAGGCGAACGACCGGCAAGGAGCGAGGGGAGGGGGUCGCUACUUUGGAUCGUUUCUUUCCCCUCAAGCCACGGCCCGCCAGUGCUUCAAGAUGGCGGCGCUGGAGGUGCGACGCUGCCUGGCGGCGCUGCUCUUGGUGCUGGCGUACCCGUCUUCACCGCCGGUUUCAUGUGCCGGACUGGGACCUGGAAGGGUCGCUUCCGUUACCCGGAGCCCCGUGGCCUUGCCGUGCCUUUCGGGCUGUACGUGCACCGGAGAGCUGUUGGACUGCAGUAAGCAGGCCUGGACUCGGAUUCCCCAUCAACUGCCUGCCUGGGUCGUCUACCUAAAUUUGAGUUACAAUAAACUGACUGCAAUCAAUCCCACUGCUUUCACAGAAUUGCCCAACCUUCGUGAAGUGUGGCUUGAUCAUAAUGAAUUGACUACGAUCCCCGAUAUGGGACUUGCUUCAGCACACCUGGUUGUUCUCUAUCUGCAUCACAACAAAAUACGCAGCAUUGAGGCAAAUCACUUGAAGCUUUAUGAGUCCCUCGAAACAUUGGAUCUAACUUACAAUGAAAUAACUGAAAUCCAAAAUAAUUGCUUUCCACAGCAUCUUAAGAUUAAAGAUUUAUAUCUGGGUAAUAACAGAAUCAGUAUUAUGGAGCCUGGCAUAUUUGAUAAUUUAUCAAGUACCUUACAAGUUCUUCGGCUAAGCAAAAAUCGAAUUUCACAUCUGCCUGUUAAGGUCUUCAAGUUGCCACAUCUGGUGCAACUUGAAUUGAACCGCAACAGAAUACGUCUCAUCGAUGGUCUAACAUUUCACGGACUAGACAACUUGGAGGUUCUUAAGCUGCAGCGAAAUAACAUCAGUAAACUUAUGGAUGGAGCCUUUUGGGGUCUUGCCAAGAUGCAAGUUCUACAUUUAGACAACAAUAUCUUGAAUGAAGUGACAAGUGGCUGGCUUUAUGGAUUGUCUUCUUUGCAGCAGCUCUUCUUGAGUUAUAACAGCAUCUCUCGAAUAAACCCUGAUGCCUGGGGAUUCUGCCAGAAGCUAGUAGAACUGAACCUUUCCCACAACAGCCUGAUGAGAUUGGAUGAUUCAAGUCUAGUGGGGCUGAGUGGACUGCAGUCCCUCCGCUUAAGCCACAAUUCAAUCAAUCAUAUUGCAGAUGGAGCUUUUAAGGGAUUAAGGAGUCUACAACAAUUGGAACUUGACAAUAAUGAAAUCUCAGGGAUAAUAGAAGAUACAAAUGGGGCCUUUGCUGGUUUGGAUAAUCUAAGCAAGCUAACACUGUUUGGAAACAAGAUCAAAUCUGUAGCCAAAAAGGCAUUUGUAGGAUUGGAGGCCCUUGAACACCUAAACCUGGGGAAUAAUAUGAUCAGAUCUAUUCAGGGAGAAGCAUUUUCCAGAAUGAAGAAUCUAAAAGAAUUGUAUAUGAAUAGUGAUAGCUUUUUGUGUGAUUGUCAACUAAAAUGGCUGCCGCAGUGGCUUAUAGGAAGAGACUUCCAGUCUAAUGUAGUUGGCACAUGUGCUCAUCCAGAAUCACUAAAGGGAAAAAGUAUUUUCAUUGUGCCUUCAGAAAGUUUUGUUUGUGAUGACUUUCCAAAACCUCAAAUCAUUGUUCAGCCUGAGACAACAAUGGCUAUGCUGGGCAGAGACAUUCAUUUUACUUGUUCAGCAGCAAGCAGUAGCAACUUGCCAAUGAUAUUUGCAUGGAAGAAGGAUCAUGAGAUUCUACAUAAUGCUGAGAUUGAAAACUUUGCACAUGUUCGAGCAAAGGAUGGUGAAGUAAUGGAAUAUACCACCAUUCUUCAUUUAAGAAAUGUGAAAUUUUCAGAUGAAGGAAGAUAUCAAUGUAUGAUAACUAACAAUUUUGGCUCAACCUACUCUACUCGAGCCAAGCUUACAGUCAAUGUAUUGCCAUCAUUUAUUAAAACUCCAAGAGAUAUAACAAUUAGAGCGGGAGCCAAUGCUCGACUUGAAUGUGCAGCCACUGGCCACCCUGCUCCACAGAUUGCUUGGCAGAAGGAUGGAGGAACAGAUUUUCCAGCAGCUCGUGAAAGGAGGAUGCACGUGAUGCCUGAGGAUGAUGUUUUCUUUAUUGUGGAUGUAAAAACUGAAGAUAUGGGAGUUUACAGCUGUACAGCUCAAAAUACUGCAGGUGCUAUUUCAGCAAAUGCUUCCCUCACAGUACUAGAAACUCCUUCAUUGAUUUAUCCCCUUGAAGAUCAAACAGUGGUUAUUGGUGAAACUAUUGCUCUGCAAUGCAUGGCAUCAGGAAGCCCAUCUCCACGAAUAACCUGGUUAAAAGGGGAUGAGCCCCUUGUGGUUACAAAGAGGCAUCACUUCACACCUGGAAACCAACUGCUAAUCAUACGAAAUGUGGUGUCAGAUGAUGGGGGAAAAUACACAUGUGAGAUGUCUAAUCCACUUGGCACUGAACGAGCUCACAGCCAGCUUAGCAUUUUACCAUCAUCGGCUUGUGUUGUGGGACAAAACAAGCAGGAUGGAACAAUGACGGUGGGCAUUGUCAUCAUUGCAGUAGUCUGCAGUAUUGUAAUAACCUCCCUAGUAUGGGUGUGCAUCAUCUACCAGACCAGGAAGAAGAGUGAAGAAUACAGUGUAACAAAUACAGAUGAAACCAUCGUACCACCAGAUGUACCCAGUUACCUCUCCUCACAAGGGACACUUUCUGAACGUCAGGAUACUUCUGUCAGGGUAGAUGGGAGUAGCAAUUUGCAGCUAGCAGCAACUAUUCCUGGUGGACAUACAGAGAGCAGUGGUGUAUGUCGGUCUGAUGCUGGAAACUGUGCAGAUACGAACAGUCAUAAUAUUCACAAUAGGAAAAUAAAACAUUGUGUUGGAUGUAAUAUAAAAGAUGGAUGUAAAAAUGUGACAGAAGGAAGACUGGGCUCAGAAAAAAUAGUUUGCAUGGAACAGUUUGACAAUGCUAGCACCUACCCAAAGGAAUUGGAAACCUCAAGCUCUUAUAGAAGUGUGGAUUGCUGUCCUGAAGAUGCAAAAGCACGGAAUAGAAUCAGUGCAGAACUUUUAAAUCAUUAUCCAUGCAAUGGGACUUUGAGUAGUAUGAAAGAGAGGGAAAAGCCUAUUUAUCCUAGCAAUCACGAUAGGAUGACAUCACAGCCUCAAACCCUAGCAAAAGAUAUGCCUUCUCGAUCUGUGCAGUUAACUCAAGAACUUCACAAUCCUGUACAUUUUCCAUCUCUGGAGGCCUUGGACAAUUCAGCAUUGUUGUGUGAGAAACCUCGGACUUUAUUGCACAGUGACACUGAAAUUGGCAUUAAACAGACUUUGCUAUUUAAUGGACAGUUACCACAUUCUUGA